AUGCGUGUGCGGCACGCUCUCAGCCAUUUCCGAAGCCCGUCGCGCCAUCGGGCAUAUUCGCCAGCCUGCCCCUUGAGCUUCGCAGAUGCAGGACUCACCGAAUUUCGGAGCCAAGACCUUCCAGGCUUCCCUGCAGUGCUCAAGCGAUCGCUCUAUGACUUCCAGGUUCACGAGGUCGAUUUGGAAGGCAAAGAGCUGCACCUCAGCGAGCUGAACCCUGAUGAAGAUCUGCACCGUUGUGUGCCUGACAGCGGCAAGUGGCACCUGCACUUCCGCGUGUACAAGGAAGGGUUGGACACCUUGGAUGCGGUGGCACAGCUCGCCCGCUGCUUGGGCCGCUCUCGGCGAAAUCUGCGAUUUGCUGGUAGCAAGGACCGCUGUGCCGUCACGGUGCAGCAGAUGUCCUGUGCCCAUCUGCUGCCCGCAGAGCUCCACGCUGCACUGCAUCAUCCGGACUGGGACAAUCGAGUUCGUGUCUCAGAUCUGGAAGUCAAGCCUUCACCCCUGAAUCUGGGCGACCUCCUUGGAAAUCGCUUCAACGUUGUGCUCCGCCUGGUGCCUGAGGAGGUUCUCCUUGCCCCACAUUCAGCUGCUCAAGAAGCUUGCAGAUCUCUGGCGGGAUCGGGCUUUCUCAACUACUUUGGUCCGCAAAGGUUCGGAUCGCAGUUGAUCCGCGCAUUUCACGUGGGAGCAGCAGUGUUGCGUCAUCAGUUCGACCGCGCAGUUCGAUUGGUCCUAGGCGAUGUGCAACUCUUGGGCGGUGACGCAGCGGAGCAAGCGAAAAAAAUGGUUUGGGACGAGCAAGCACAGGCGGCGCAGCAAAGCCUGCUGGAUGCAAUCGAUGCUGGCGACAGCAUCAUCCUGGCAGCCGAGGCUGCACUCAAGCGGUUUCCGCAAGCUCCCGGCUACCACGUGGAGCGAGGUUUGCUUCGCUGCCUGGCCAAUGGGCUGAGUGCCGAGGAGGCCCUCCUGCGCUUGCCACGGCAAGUGCUGAUGCUCUACGUUAAAUCUGCUCAGAGCCUCAUCUUCAACAAGGCCUUAUCCCACCGUGCGGCCCUGGGACCAAUUCCUGCAGAGGGCGAUCUUGUGCUAGAAAAAGGUUCUAGGUCUGGGGCAACACCGAUGGAGCUGACAAGCCUGGCCAGCCCUGUCGAGCCAGACAGGGUCGUGCUGCCGCUCCCGGGCAGCUCUGUUUCGUAUCCGUACUCCCUGCAAGAGGUGUAUGAGAAGGCUUCACUGCAACUUCUUCAAGUCCCCCUUGAUGCGUUCUCGAGCAGGCUUCCGCUUCAGUUGAGCCUUGCUGGUGUCUACCGUCCUGCCAUUGCUCGGAUCUCGGUUGGUGCGCAUGCCAUUGCCGGAUGA
Messenger RNA from Symbiodinium natans, 1362 nucleotides. The record is from the annotation of a GenBank genome assembly. NCBI's taxonomy places the organism in Eukaryota, Dinophyceae, Suessiales, Symbiodiniaceae.